Molecule: messenger RNA, 696 nt
Organism: Camellia sinensis
Lineage: Eukaryota; Viridiplantae; Streptophyta; Magnoliopsida; Ericales; Theaceae
Source: RefSeq, a predicted model, not a curated record
AUGGCGAAAGAGGUGUUGAAAAAGCAUGAUUUAGCAUUUACAAAUAGGCCUAAUCUUUUAGUAGGUACCAUCAUGACCUACGACAAACUAGAUAUCGUCUUUUCUUCCUAUGGUGAUUAUUGGCGACAAAUGCGUAAAAUUUGCAUCUUAGAACUCUUGAGUGCCAAAAAUGUCCGCUCAUUUUGUUCCAUUCGGGAGAAUGGGGUCUUGCAUCUCAUAAAAUCGAUCAAAAUGUCCUCAAGAUCACUUAUCAAUCUUACAGAAAAGGUUUUCACAUUGAUGAAUGCCAUAACUUCAAGAACAACAUUUGGAAGGAGAUUCAAACAAGAAGAUGAACUGAUACACUUAGUAAAGGAGUCAGUUUCAUUGGGAAGUGAUUUUAAUGUGUCAAAUUUGUUUUCUUCUCUCAAAUUUCUUCAUGUUCUUAGUGGAAUGAAGCUUAAAUUGGGAAAUGGUGAAUCAAGGGAAGAAGAUAUUGUUGAUAUGCUACUUAGACUUAUGGAGAUGGGUGACCUUGAGUUUCAUAUUGCAACCAACAAUAUUAAAGUUGUCAUUCUGCAAGCUGAGAACGCAGCGGCUUUGGAGGAGAAGGAUCGUGGAAGCGGCAGAGAGCACAAUCUGGAAGAUCCAGUGAGGCCCCAACUAAGGAAGUCAGAAAUGAGAGGAAAUGAGAUGAAGAGUAAAGAUUCACAAUGA